AUCGAUUCUCCAUGCUCUUUUCAACGGCUUAUUAUAGCCAUGCAAUCUCUUCUUCGAGUAAAGAUUGUACCUCCGAUUUCUAGGAAAAAAGACCAGGAUGUUAAUGUUCUUCCCAAGUAUAAGCUUCGAUGUCGUAUCUGCGAUCAAUGUUAUCUGACUAUACUAAUACGUGUAGACGAUCUCUGGCAGCAUCUUCGUAAAGAGCAUAAAGAAGCAUUUGAAAAGCUGUCAUUUUUGCGAGAUUAUGCAUACCUUCAUUAUAAUUGGGCAACAGGAAAACAUGAUUAUGCGAGCGCAACAGAGUUUCUUACCAAAUAUGAACAUCUUUUUUUAUAUUAUGAAAUUUUUUAUUAUAAUCUUUCAAAGAUUGAUUCUUCUUGGUCGAUUCAAUGUUUGGUGAUGGCCGCCCAUUUACUUCGUAUGAAACUUUAUUCACCGCCGUUGACGUCGAUUAUUGAGUGA
Dentiscutata heterogama is the source of this 462-nucleotide messenger RNA. NCBI's taxonomy places the organism in Eukaryota, Fungi, Glomeromycota, Glomeromycetes, Diversisporales, Gigasporaceae. The record is from the annotation of a GenBank genome assembly.